This is a messenger RNA of Megalobrama amblycephala (Wuchang bream), 828 nucleotides long. Its product is annotated as zinc finger protein 239-like. Gene Ontology annotation, cellular component: nucleus. The record is from RefSeq and is a predicted model, not a curated record. Lineage: Eukaryota; Metazoa; Chordata; Actinopteri; Cypriniformes; Xenocyprididae. The annotation marks the transcript as partial. The transcript has 2 exons.
AUGGGAGAACAUCAUGACAAACCUGGAGAAAAACCUUUGAGUCGCUCAAAGACUAAAAAGACAUUUUUAAAGAAAAGAAGAGCCAAGAAAUCUACAACCUGCACUCAGUGUGGAAAGAGUUUCACAACCAAACAUAGUCUUGAGAUUCACAUGAGAAUUCUUACAGGAGAGAAACCGUUCACAUGUGAUCAGUGUGGGAUGAGUUUCUCAACCAAACAUAGUCUUGAGGUUCACAUGAGAGUUUAUACUGGAGAGAAGCCCUUCACAUGUGAUCAGUGUGGGAGGAGAUUCACAGAAAGAGGAAAUCUUAAGAGGCAUAUGAAAGUUCACACUGGAGAGAAGCCACACGCAUGUGAUCAAUGUGACAAAACAUUUCUAGGGUCAUCAGACCUGAAGAGACAUCUGAGAGUUCAUACAAAGGAGAAGCCACAUUCAUGUUCUGUGUGUGGAAAGAGUUUUUCACAACUGUGUAGUUUACAAGAACAUGAGAAAACACACACUGGUGUGAGAGAGUACAUGUGCUUUGAGUGUCAGAAGACUUUUAUUUCAGCAAACCAUUUAAAAGUGCACCAGAGAAUUCACACUGGAGAAAAACCUUACAAGUGUUCACACUGUGACAAGAGAUUCAGUGUGUCAUCACAUCUGAAAACACAUGAGAGGAUUCACACUGGAGAGAAACCUUACAAGUGUUCACAGUGUGACAAGAGAUUCAAUCAAUCAUCACAUCUGAAAACACAUGAGAAGAUCCACAGCAGAGAGAAGCUGCACACGUGUGAUCAGUGUGGAAAGAGCUUCACUAUUAAAAGUCACCUGAAGAUACACAUGAAG